This is a messenger RNA of Gossypium arboreum, 1418 nucleotides long. RefSeq names its product mitogen-activated protein kinase kinase kinase 20-like. Lineage: Eukaryota; Viridiplantae; Streptophyta; Magnoliopsida; Malvales; Malvaceae. Gene Ontology annotation, biological process: protein phosphorylation. The coding region runs from base 111 to 1190 and encodes 359 amino acids. Gene Ontology annotation, molecular function: protein kinase activity; ATP binding. The transcript has a single exon. The record is from RefSeq and is a predicted model, not a curated record.
GCCCUCUCACCCCUCUUUUGCUUUCUUUUCUUGUCGCUCAAACAAACAAGCAAAACGAAAGCUUCCUUUUUUCUUCCAAAACCCAAAUUGAACCGAGUGUUGAAUCUAGAAUGGAGUGGGUUCGAGGGGAUAGGAUUGGGUGUGGAAGUUUCGGCACUGUUAAUUUGGUGGCAUCUAAGGAGUUUUCAAAAUCUCCUUCAAUGGCGGUAAAAUCUUGUGAAGCUAUGUGUUCCGUUUCCCUCAGGAAGGAGAAAAAAGUGCUUGAUCAACUUGGGAUUUGUCCGCAAGUUAUCCGCUGUUUUGGCGAUGAUUAUUCGGUUGAGAAGGGUGACAAGUUGUAUAAUUUGUUCUUGGAGUAUGCUAAUAAAGGAAGCCUGGCUGAUCAUGUUAAGAAAAGCGGCGGAAACUUGAUUGAAUCCGAUGUUAGAAGAUAUGCAAGAUCGAUACUUAAAGGGCUAAGCUUUGUUCAUGCUAAAGGGUUUGCUCACUGUGAUAUUAAACUUCAAAAUAUUCUUUUGUUUGAUAAUGGUGAUGUCAAGAUAGCUGAUUUUGGAUUGGCAAAGAGAAACGGUGAAAAACAGAGGACGAUGGAAAUUAGGGGAACUCCUCUGAAUAUUGCACCGGAGUCUGUUAACCGAAACGAGUAUGAUUCACCGGUCGAUAUCUGGGCACUUGGGUGUGCUAUUGUUGAGAUGAUUACCGGGAAACCAGCAUGGAAUUUCAAACCAGGAACAAACGUGACGGCUUUGUUGAUUAAAGUUGGGGCUAGUGAUGAAUUGCCUGAAAUUCCUGUCGAGCUAUCGGAGGAAGGAAAAGAUUUUCUCAGAAAGUGCUUCGUUAAAGAUCCAAAGAACCGAUGGACUGCUGACAUGCUCUUGGAUCAUCCUUUUAUGGUUGGUAAAGACGACGCCAUUGCAGUGAAUCGAUGUGAGGAUGGAGAAGCGUCUCCGUCGACGUCUCCAAGAUGGUCGUUUGAAGAAUUUUCAGAGUCACCGAGAUGUCCUUUCCAGUUUCCAGACUGGGUUUCAACUCAGUCGACAGCUUCAUCGCAAUCAAUUUAUCAAGAGAAUUCAAGCUUUGCUUCUUCGUUUUCGAGUUACGUUUCAUCGCCAUUGGAAAGGGUUCGUCAAUUGGCUUGCGAGCAGGCUCCCGACUGGUCCAUCUCCCGGGACUGGAUCACCCUGAGGUAGAAGAAAGAGAAAGAAAUAGUUUGAUUGCUUUGAUCAAAUUUGACGGCUCUGAUCCAAUUGGUUUUCGUGUUUUCAUGUGGCAAUUGGUGAUGAAAUUUUUUUGGAUUGUAAAUGAUUAGGAAAAGUUCUGAUUGGCUACACAGGUAGCCACAUAGUUUACACUGUACAGGCAAUUCUUUCCUUUAAUUUUUUUUUUGGGAUAAAUUUUCCAUCUCUUUUCCCAACAAA